CGCCUUGCAAACAACUGUCUCUCUCUCUCGCUGGCUAUUUUUUUCUUCAGGAUAUUAUUUUUUGUUGGGUGUUGAAGGAGCAAAAAUGGCGUCGAAUCUCCUGAAAGCUCUGAUCCGAUCGCAGAUUCUCCCAUCUUCGAGGAGGAACUUUAGCGUGGCGGCGGCUAGCACUCAGCUCGGCAUUCCAACAGACGAUUUAGUCGGAAACCACACGGCCAGAUGGAUGCAGGAUAGGAGCAAGAAGUCACCAAUGGAACUGAUCAAUGAGGUUCCACCUAUCAAGGUUGUUGGAAGGACUGCUGCUUGUGAAGGAGACACCAAUCCAGCACUGGGUCAUCCAAUUGAGUUCAUUUGCCUCGACCUACACGAGCCUGCUGUCUGCAAGUACUGUGGCCUUCGUUAUGUUCAAGAUCAUCAUCACUAAAGGCAACAUUCAGCUUUGAUGCUCCGGCAUCUUCAGAUAUCAUAUAUCUAAUAAAGGGUUUCGAUCAAAUACAGGCAAGUGUGACUUUGUUUGAUCGCACUUGUCAGGUUGUUAACAUCCAAUAUUUUAUAUUUUCAAACAAGGCUAGGGGAUUUGCUACAUAACCAUCGUGUAUUGAUCUUUUUGCCGUCAAGAUUCUCAUUUUUAUUUGAACUA
This is a messenger RNA of Brassica oleracea var. oleracea, 640 nucleotides long. RefSeq names its product NADH dehydrogenase [ubiquinone] iron-sulfur protein 6, mitochondrial. Gene Ontology annotation, biological process: mitochondrial electron transport, NADH to ubiquinone. The transcript is spliced from 3 exons. The coding region runs from base 86 to 424 and encodes 112 amino acids. The record is from RefSeq and is a predicted model, not a curated record. Lineage: Eukaryota; Viridiplantae; Streptophyta; Magnoliopsida; Brassicales; Brassicaceae.